AUGACAGUAGCAUCUAACUUUUGUAACUUCUUUGGAAGAACCGCCAACAGAUUUGAAGUUUUCAGCAGCUAUUCGCCGCAUGCCCUAAACUUAAAGUAUCUCAUAGAAUUUGGUAUCUAUAUACAUUUCUAUAAUGUUAAAUUACGUUUUCCCAUUAACUCUCAAAAUUUAGGUCAUCAUGCUCCCCCAAGGAAAUCAUUUGAAUUUCUUAAAUUUGAGUUACCAACAAGACUUGCUAAUAUCAUGCAAGAAAUUAAGCUGCUACCACAAUCUCUACUGAACACAACGUCAGUGCAUGAAGUUUUAUCAAAAUAUGAGCGGAGUUUCGAGGAUCUGAUUAUGUACGAAGACGGCGACUCUUCAAAAGAAUCUGUUAUUUCAUCUUUUUCUGAGACCAUUCGUACUAUAUUGCACAGGCAUUCAAAUGUCGUUGAAUCCAUGGCAAAGGGAAUAUUGGAACUGAAGUCUGUAUAUGGAAUAUCACCAGCGGAUGAAAACCAAUUACAAUAUUUUCUUGAUAGAUUUUAUGUAAAUCGAAUUGGGAGUCGUGUACUCAUUAAUCAACACCUUUAUCCUCUCGCUAUCCCUUAA
Molecule: messenger RNA, 591 nt
Organism: Protopolystoma xenopodis
Lineage: Eukaryota; Metazoa; Platyhelminthes; Monogenea; Polystomatidea; Polystomatidae
Source: the annotation of a GenBank genome assembly